AUGUCCUGUUUGGAGAGUCGCCUGAGACUACCUGAGCUCCAGAUGGUGGAGCGCCAUCAUGAAUCUGUUCACUGCAACCUGAGCCAGAAUGGCAUCGACCACCAGAUGCGUCCCGAGGACAUGACGUCUCAGCUGGAGGAGGAGGAGUCCGUGGACUCGGGGGCCGUGCUGCUGGACGACGACAGCCCGGGCUACCAGGACGUCAGCCCCCCCAUGUACCAUCGCCGCUCCCCGCCACACCGCUCCGUGUCUGAGUCUGAGCUGACCCGGCCCGGAUAUGUGAAGCUGUCUAAGCCAGUGGCCCUCUGGACCCAGCAGGAUGUCUGCAAGUGGCUGAAAAAGCACUGUCCCAAUCAGCAUCAGAUCUACAGCGACUCUUUCAAACAGCAUGACAUAACAGGUACAUUUUAA
Menidia menidia (Atlantic silverside) is the source of this 411-nucleotide messenger RNA. The record is from the annotation of a GenBank genome assembly. NCBI's taxonomy places the organism in Eukaryota, Metazoa, Chordata, Actinopteri, Atheriniformes, Atherinopsidae.